AUGGAAAGAAAGUGGAUAUUGGAGGAUUUUCAUUUUAUCUUUUUUGGUGUGCUCUGUCUCCUUUUCAUAGAUGGAAGUAAACUAGAACAAGUAAAACAUUCAGAUACAUACUGUGUGUUUCAAGAUAAGAAAUACCAUGUAGGAGAAAGAUGGCAUCCUUAUCUAGAACCGUAUGGCCUUGUUUACUGCGUUAAUUGUCUUUGCUCAGAGAAUGGAAAUGUUUUGUGCAGCAGAAUAAGAUGCCCAAGUCUACACUGUGCUUCCCCUGUGCAUGUACCACAGCUGUGCUGCCCACGAUGCCCAGAAGACUCCCUUUUCUCAGUAAGCAGCAAAAUCACCGGGAAAUCCUGUGAAUACAAUGGUACCACCUACCACCAUGGAGAAAUGUUUGUGGCUGAGGGGCUUUUCCAAAACAGGCAAGCAAACCAGUGUGCCCAGUGCAGCUGCUCAGAAGGAAAUGUGUACUGUGGAUUGAAGACCUGUCCCAAGUUAACUUGCUCUUUCCCAGUUUCUGUUCCGGAGUCCUGCUGUCCAGUUUGCAGAGGAGAUGGAGAAUUGUCAUGGGAACAUUCUGAUGGAGACAUAUUCCGGCAGCCAGCCAACAGGGAAGCUAGGCACUCCUACCACCGCUCCCACUACGACCUGGCAGCCAGCUCAGGCAGGCAGGCAGUGAACGUGCCCCGAUUCCCCAGUGCCAGGGGCAACCGCGGGGCCCUGCCCGACCCCCAGCAGGCCUCCGGAACCAUCGUCCAGAUCGUCAUCAACAACAAGCACAGGCACGGCCGAGUUUGUGUUUCAAAUGGCAAAACAUACUCACAUGGUGAAUCUUGGCAUCCCAAUCUCCGGGCCUUUGGAGUCGUAGAGUGUGUGUUGUGCACCUGCAACAUCACCAAACAAGAAUGUAAGAAAAUUCACUGUCCAGAACAAUAUCCCUGCAAAUACCCUCAGAAAGUAGAAGGAAAAUGCUGUAAAGUCUGUCCAGGUAAAACAAAGUCAGAAGAUGUGCCAAGUCAAACCUUUGACAACAAAGAUUACUUCUGUGGGAAAGAGACAUUUCCUGUCUAUGAAUCCAUUUUCACAGAGGAAGGAGAAACCAUCAGGAAAAUUGCAAUAGAGAUUGAAAAGCCACCUCAAAUAGAAAUACACGUGUGGACAAUUAGAAAAGGGAUUCUGCAUCACCUCUAUGUUGAAAAAUUGUCCAAGAGAGAAUUUGAAGGACUUCCUUACUUCAAGUUGAUAACAAGGACAACCCUUAGCCAGUGGAAAAUAUUUAGCGAGGGAGAAGCUCAGAUCAGCCAAAUGUGUGAAAGCAGAGUGUGCAGGACUGAGCUCGAGGAUUUGGUAAAGGUUUUGUACCUUGAAAAGUCUGAAAAGGGUCACUGUUAAGGGAGACAGCACUGGAGGGAAAAACACAAGAAAACUUCUGAAAACUUGGAUCUGCAGCUGGACUGCAGGCUUAUUUUGCUUAAGUCAGCAGUUGCCCUAAACCCCAAAACUAUAAUGCAGUAAUUAUUCACAUCAUGCACAGCAAAUUUGCUGCUUUAUGUGUAGUGGUCUGUGUCAACUGUUCAAAUAUCUCCUCCAAAAGACUAGAAGGCUCUGUGUUACUGGUGGGGGAAGGAGAAAGAAAGACUGUGCUUUCCUAGAGUUGCAUUUCUUUACAAGUUAAAAAGAGAAAACAGAACAUUUUUACUAUUAUUAUUUGGCAAGUUAUUCAAACUAAUGAAAAGAAGGACACCUAAUAAAUGUGCAGGAGCUAUGGAGAGCAUUAUAUCCUGUCCUGAAUUUAUACCAUUUCUGGUGUUGAAAUGAUUCAUGGAUUUCUUGUAGUAGUGGAGGAAAAAUAGGAGUGAUACAAUAUUCAUGUUGGAGACAUAAAUACCAGAUUUAAACUAACAGACUCCUUAGCAGCCUGCCUUUGGGAUGAUGUCUUGUAGUUGAGCAAAUAAAGUCCAUAAACUGAACAGCAGGUGUUAGUGGCAAUCAAUAUAUUUUUGUAGCAAUUGGAGCAAAUGUUGGCUUUCAAGUGGUUUUCACUGUUUCUUCCACCCACUUCCCUAAAAGUGUUAGCUCCCUAUAAUAACCCUAAUAACUUCAUUCUUCUGGGCCCUAUUUACACAUGCUCUUGGCUGGUAAACCACCUUCUAAAGAGAUGUAGCAGAAAGUGGUGAAGUACUUGCAGUAUUUUCAAAACACCUAAACCAUUAAAACUCAUGAUUAAUAAUGCCUUA
Agelaius phoeniceus (red-winged blackbird) is the source of this 2231-nucleotide messenger RNA. The record is from RefSeq and is a predicted model, not a curated record. Lineage: Eukaryota; Metazoa; Chordata; Aves; Passeriformes; Icteridae.